UUGACAGUUUAUUGAUAAUAAAAAGUUGGCUAUGUCUGUUAUUUGUGUAAAAUUAUAUAUACCUAAUUUAUUCGUUCAUGUUUCUUGUAUACCCUGAAUUUUAACUUCAAUUUCCUAAAAUUCUUUACACUUUUGUAGUUUUACAACAUAUUUGUUAGAAAAAGCUAAACUGUAUUUUGAAGUCAUUUGCACGACAAAGUAAUGGCGACGUUGGAAGAUGAAAUUCGAGAUCUCAAAGAAAAGAAUAAUGAAUUGGUCCAAAAAGUGCAGUAUUGGAAGAUGGCAGCAGCCUCCAAAGAAGAUGAGAAACUUGAAUUAAUGAAGGAAAUUAACGAAUUAAGACUGAAAUUAAGUAGAAUUAGAAGUGGUGGUGCGGCUGAGGCCCGUAAAUUAGAUGCAGCAUUACAGUCUGCAAGUAAAGAGGCUAUCUCACAUCUCGUAAAGGCGUCGAAUGCUGUGACCCGUACUAUUGUGUUGGCCAAAACAUACAUGCAGGACCGUCAGGAGAUAGAUAAUUUAUCACCACGAUGGAACAAUAUCGGUAGCACACCGAGCAACGAGAAAAUCCACCGAGUGCCACCCAUGCUUAUGGGGGGACAGUCCAUUCAACCUGUAGUAUCAUUAAGUAGGACCAUUUUAAACACUAAUUUAAUGUCUAGAAGCCCUAAUAGAAGUCGGAAUGUGACCGAGAGAGCUGUACCAUUACAUAUGCUACAAGAUCUAUACAUACCUCUUACAAGGAUAGAUGCAGGUGUACCGGCCAAUAAUAUGGAUACAGAAAAUGACGUGAAUGAAGCAGAAGACAGCAUACAGGAGCUGGGGCUUGAUGAUAGCAUGGAAAGAUCCCUAGAAGGGGCGCAAGGUAAUAUCUCAGGAGAGGAUUUUGAAGCGUCGAGAAGAUUGGAGACAGUGACCGAAGACUUGGAACCAGAGGAGACUGUACUGACCUCACCGAGCAGAGGUAAAGUUGAUAAUCCACUGGAAGGCCCUAGUUGGUUAUUGGAUCGCCCUUUCACAAAGUCAAAAUCGAGAAUGUCAAAGAGUCGCAUGAACUUGGAGCCGGACUCCACGACCGAGCCGGACGAGGGCGCGCGGGCCGCGUCCGCCGCCGCCGCCGCCGCCCGCCAGCGGGUCGACGAAGAGCCGGCGGUGGCAGCAGAGGCUUGCUUCACGCCGACCGUGCGGCGCCGCAAGCGCAGCGCCACGCCGCCGCCUGCCGCGUCCCAGCCCGCACGCCGUUACAGCAAUAGCGGGCGCGUGCUGAAGGUGAUGGUGGCGAAGAUGCGGCUGGACGACGACUCGGACGAGGAGGCGAGCCCGGCCAAGCGGCCGCCGCGGGACUUCGACGCGCCCAGCCCCAACGGCGCCACCGACGCCGCGCUCAUAGUCCUAGAGCACACGGUGAACACGGAGCGCGGCUCGAGCGGCCGCCAGGUGGCGCGGCGCACGCGGCCUGCAACGGACCGAUUGGAAGCUCACAAUUUGGAUAAACUAUCCGGUCGAAACAGACGUACGGAUAAAACGGUCGAGCAUGAGAAUUCCAUCGACGAGCAGCCCAGUACUGACCCUGGACACAGCCGACCGGGAAGCACCGACCCCGGGAACAGCGGACCGGGCAGCACGGACCCUGCGCAUGACCGACCGAGUAGCGUCGACCCUGGAUAUAGUAGAGUGGGCAGCGUCGACCUUAGCCAGAGUAGAGCGGGGAGCAUCGCCCUUGGACAGAGUCGGGCCGGCAGCGGGGGGCUCGACAGCGACAGCGGCAGCGAACUGCACACCGAAGGCCGCACUCGCCGGCCAAGGAAAGCUGUCACUUAUAAAGAGAAGCCAUUGAACAG
Galleria mellonella (greater wax moth) is the source of this 1838-nucleotide messenger RNA. RefSeq lists its product as uncharacterized. Lineage: Eukaryota; Metazoa; Arthropoda; Insecta; Lepidoptera; Pyralidae. The record is from RefSeq and is a predicted model, not a curated record.